AUGCCUCUUGAUUCCAUAGACGAAAAAGAAAGGAAAUUAGAUAUUGAACUUCUGCCUCAAGCUUCGCCAAAGAACGAUAUACAUGUACACGAAGAAAGAGAUGAACUCGGUCUGGAACCCUAUAGUGCUUUUCCUAAGGCACGAAGAACAUUAAUAAUCACAGUUGUAACCUUAGCAGGAUUUUUAGGUCCAGUAUCAGGUAACAUUUAUAUUCCAAUUUUACCACUUCUACGUGAUGUAUACAAAGUUUCUGCUACAUGUAUCAACGGGACAGUGUCAGUAUUCAUGCUAAUAUUCGGAAUUGCUCCUCUAAUAUGGGCAGCUUGGGCAGAUUUUGGAGGAAGGAAGACUUUGUAUUUGAUAUCGCUUGCAUUCUUUAUUCUCGCUAACAUUCUAAUCGCUGUCGUGCCUCCAGAAAUUGGAGCUUUAUAUGCUUUACGAGUUGUUCAAGCUUUUGGGGCUUCAAGCGUGGUGUCGGUAGGUGCAGGAACUGUCGCAGAUAUUACCGAACCGAGGCGAAGAGCUACUGUUAUAUCGUAUUUUAUGUUGGGACCACAAUUAGGACCAAUAAUUGGUCCUUUACUUAGUACCAUUGCAACAAAUGGACAUUGGAGAUGGAUUUUUGGGUUUUUGGCUAUUUUUGGUCUUGUGGUAUACUUAAUCAUCCUAUUUUUCCUCCCGGAGACAUUGAGAUGCUUGGUAGGGAAUGGUCAAUGCUAUCAAAAUAAGUCAUGGUUCUUGAAACCUGCUUUGACUCAAAAAAAGCUCAUAAGAGAUAAUUCAAAGUACCCCUCACCAAUGAGACCCACAAUUAGGAGCUUCUGGAAGGCAUUCAAAUUUAAACCUGUUGCUUUGUGCUCCAUUAAUGGAGGAUUACUUUUCGCAGCCUUUUACGCGAUGAGUAUUACGUUCACAGUAGUAUUACAGGGCCAGUACAACUUCUCAGGGCUCCAGACUAGUUUAUCGUAUAUUUGUCCUGGAAUAUCUCUCAUAUCUGGCUCGUUAAUUGGGGGUAGGUUAUCGGACUUUGUCAGACUUCGAAUGUUGGAUAGAUACCAAGAGAAGUAUGUCCCAGAGCACAGAUUUCCUCUUCAGUUAUUAGGAUUACUUGUAUCCAUCACAGGAAUCUUAGGUUAUGGAUGGUGUGUCGAUCAUAGAGUCCAUGUCUCUGCUGUCUUCGUAUUUUUUUUUUUAGGAGGUUUCGGAAUGACAUGGGUCUUUGUAAUGAAUACCACAUAUUUGACAGAAUGCUCAACUGGUCAACCUGCUACCAACGUUGCUCUAGGAAACUUAAUGAGAAAUUUAGCUGCUGCAAUAUCUUCCCUUAUUAUUGAAAAAUUGAUACAAAGGAUGGGGUUUGGAUGGUGCUUUACCGGGCUAAGCAUCCUAAAUCUUAUAGGAGUUGGUUUCGUCAUACUUUUAAGUUUUUAUGGACCUCGCUGGAGAGAAGCUGCAAAGAGAUAA
Messenger RNA from Priceomyces carsonii, 1464 nucleotides. RefSeq lists its product as uncharacterized. The record is from RefSeq and is a predicted model, not a curated record. Gene Ontology annotation, biological process: amine transport; transmembrane transport. The transcript has a single exon. The coding region runs from base 1 to 1464 and encodes 487 amino acids. Gene Ontology annotation, molecular function: amine transmembrane transporter activity. Lineage: Eukaryota; Fungi; Ascomycota; Pichiomycetes; Serinales; Debaryomycetaceae. Gene Ontology annotation, cellular component: plasma membrane.